AUGGAAUCGUUGCCCCUCCAAGCCUUUUGGCUGACCGUCCUCAUCGGCGGUUUCCUGCCUUGCGUCUUGUGUGACACAAGUGAUUUGACUGCUGUUGAUCCAGAUUUCACAGUGAGUAUCCCGAAAGACGGACUUCCAGGGGAUCUCGAAGAAGUCUUCUUUCUUCAGCCGGCUGGCACUCUUCGCGUCAUCGACGAGACCGGCUCAGCUGUCUAUAUGCCCCAGAUGAGCACGGACUCUGAGGAUGGUGCUUCUGCGCGAAUUCGCACUGACUCUGGCGAUGCUUCGUCGGAAACGUACAGCGCCGCGUACGCGUUCGUGAAUGGAAAGUGUGACUUCACGAAGGAAAUCCAGUACAAGGACGCAUUUCCAGGGUACUCUCAGCCGAUUUGGGUUCGGACCGCCUCUGCUGAUGCCGCGGAGGCGAAAGCAUCAUCGGGGGGAGCGGUUGCGAACUUCACAUUGACGAACCCUCCUGAAGAGUAUUUGACUGAGGUGGUGAGUUUCUGCGUGAGAUUCAAGACGUUCUUGGCUGCUGGAUCUUCAACCACGACAACGACCCCUACGACAGGUGCGACUCAGACAUCAAAAGCGGAGUCCAGCGCUCCCAGUUUAGAGACUCCAAAGCCAACAGCGCCCCUGACACCAGCGCCACCGUCUGGCGAUUCAGAAGCUGCUGGGGAAGAGGGUCCGAGCUCCAAACCUGGUGGAGAGGGAAAUGAUGGAAAAACACAUAGGCCAACAACUGGACAGACGGGUCCGCAAUCCGCCCCAGUGCCUGGGGUUUCCUCACCUAUGGAUCCUGAGCAACGUACAGAAAAAGAUACCCCUCUCCGCGCAGAGAGCCACGCAGCAUCUCCCACAACCGGUCAUGUCGAUAACAAGGGAGGUUCGGAAGUAGCACACGACAAACCAGUCACCGGGGUCAUCGGAGAGAGUCUUGGCUCGGGAGAGGGUGGUGCAGGAGGGGAAAACGCACGGGCGAGGAGGCUUUCUGAAACAGGCAGCCCGAAAGAGGCAUACUUGACAAUCGUCGUACACUCCGCUGCCUGGGGAUUGGCAGGGGGAAUCGGAGCACUCUCAGCUUUUGUUCUCUGCAUUGCGUCUGCAGUGUUGACCACAUUCUAG
Neospora caninum is the source of this 1128-nucleotide messenger RNA. RefSeq lists its product as uncharacterized. The record is from RefSeq and is a predicted model, not a curated record. The coding region runs from base 1 to 1128 and encodes 375 amino acids. The transcript has a single exon. Lineage: Eukaryota; Apicomplexa; Conoidasida; Eucoccidiorida; Sarcocystidae.